AGCCCCUCUUGUUGCUUUUUGACCAUUUUAAUUGUUUUCGUAAACUGCCUGUUCACAUCUUUUGCCUGUUAAGGAAAAAAAGAUCAUUUGUCUAUUUCGUAUUGAUUGAUAGUAAUCUCUAUGUUAUAUUAACUUUUCAUUUGUCAUAUGCUUUUAAAAUAUUUUCUCUUAGUUUUUCAUUUAUCUUUGAACUUUUUUUAGAGUGAAAGUUAUGCUUUAUGGGAAAAUAUUUGAAACAUUCCUAUGAAAAUAGGAGCAAGACAAGAAUGUUUACAAUCAAAACUAAUAUUCUAUUAAAGCUACUGGCCACUCAAAAGUCAUUAUUAUUUUCAUAUUUUUAUACUCAUUAUUUUCACAUGAUAUAUCCAUCCACAAAGAGAAUCAGUUGACAAGAUACUAAAACCAGUGAGUUCAGCAGCAUCGCCAGAUAUACGAUUAACAAACAAAAAUUAUAUAAAUAAGAUAUGAGAACAAUAAUCAACCAUAAAAAUGUCAUAGAAGGUUCUCAUUCACAAUAAAAAUGUUACAUUAUAGACGUAAAUUUAAUAGGAAAUUGCAAAUUAUGCAUUAAGAAAAUCAGAUUACUUUAGUGGAAGAAAAAAAGGGCUGAUUAUUAUUUUUGGCUGCACCACGUGGCUUGCGGGAUCUUAGUUCCCCGACCGGGGAUCGAACCUGGGCCAAGGCAGUGAAAGCACUGAGUCCUAACCACUGGACUGCCAGAGAAUUCCCAAAAGGCUUGAUUAGAUGGAGAGUUUUACCAUGUCCGUGAAUAGGAAGACUUAAUAUUGCAGAUACACAGUUUUUACUUUAGGUUAAAUUCUUAUUAAAACAGGACUUUGCAUGGAACUUAAGCUGACUUUUAAAUCUGCAUGGAAAGGAAAAAUUGCGAGGAAAGCAAAAACCGUUUUUGGAAAGCAAUGAGUAGAUUUUCUCCUGAUGGCUGACUCUCAACCACUUCUCUCCCUUGAUGGGGACGCCGUGGCUGCAGAAGCCUUGCUCCGGGACGUGUUUGGGAUUGUGGUGGAUGAGGUCAUUCGGAAAGGGACCAGUGCCUCCGAGAAGGUCUGCGAGUGGAGGGAGCCAGAGGAGCUGAAGCAGCUUCUGGAUUUGGAGCUGCGGAAUGAGGGGGAGUCACAGGAGCAGAUCCUGGAGCGCUGCCGGGCUGUGAUCCGCUACAGUGUGAAGACCUGUCACCCUCGUUUCUUCAACCAGCUCUUCUCAGGGUUGGACCCUCAUGCCCUGGCCGGGCGCAUUGUCACUGAGAGCCUCAACACCAGCCAGUACACAUAUGAGAUCGCCCCCGUGUUUGUCCUCAUGGAAGAAGAGGUGUUGAAGAAACUCCGGGCCCUGGUGGGCUGGAGCUCUGGGGACGGCGUCUUCUGCCCUGGUGGCUCCAUCUCCAACAUGUAUGCUGUGAACCUGGCCCGCUAUCAGCGCUACCCGGAUUGCAAACAGAGGGGCCUCUGGGCACUGCCGCCCCUGGCCCUUUUCACAUCAGAGGAGUGUCAUUACUCUGUCAAGAAAGGAGCUGCUUUUCUGGGACUUGGCACCGACAGCGUCCGAAUGGUCAAGGCAGAUGAGAGAGGGAAAAUGAUCCCUGAGGAUCUGGAGAGGCAGAUCGGUCUGGCUGAGGCCGAGGGUGCUGUGCCAUUCCUGGUCAGUGUCACCUCUGGCACUACCGUGCUGGGGGCCUUUGACCCUCUGGAGGCAGUUGCAGACGUGUGCCAGCGUCAUGGACUGUGGCUGCACGUGGAUGCCGCCUGGGGAGGGAGUGUCCUGCUGUCACAGACACAUAGACAUCUCCUGAAUGGGAUCCAGAGGGCUGACUCCGUGGCCUGGAAUCCCCACAAGCUCCUCUCCGCAGGCCUGCAGUGCUCAGCUCUUCUCCUCCGGGACACCUCGAACCUGCUCAAGCGCUGCCACGGGUCCCAGGCCAGCUACCUGUUCCAGCAGGACAAGUUCUACGAUGUGGCUCUGGACACUGGAGACAAGGUGGUGCAGUGUGGCCGUCGCGUGGACUGUCUGAAGCUGUGGCUCAUGUGGAAGGCACAGGGCGGGCAGGGGCUGGAGCGGCGUGUGGACCAGGCCUUUGCCCUUGCCCGGUACCUGGUGGAGGAAUUGAAGAAGCGGGAAACUUUUGAGUUGGUCAUGGAGCCUGAAUUUGUCAACGUGUGUUUCUGGUUCGUGCCCCCCAGUCUGCGGGAGAAGAAGGGGAGUCCGGAUUACGGUGAAAGGCUGGCUACGGUGGCCCCAAUCCUCAAGGAGCGCAUGGUGAGGAAGGGCUCCAUGAUGAUUGGCUACCAGCCCCAUGGUACCCGGGGCAACUUCUUCCGCAUGGUCGUGGCCAACCCUGCGCUGACGCGGGCGGAUAUGGACUUCCUGCUGAAUGAACUGGAACGGCUGGGCCAGGACCUCUGAGCCGCUCCUUCUCUGCUGGCCUGGACCCCUCCCCCAACCCUUACCAUCUCCCUGUAUCCCCUCCCCGUGUUCUCAAGAACAACCUCUCCAGGAAACAAAGCUGUCUUAAUUUUUAUGUGCUUUGACCCACUAACUCUCCUUUAAGUAUUUGAUAUUAAGAGAAUGUUUAAAUAAAUGAUAGUAUAUCCAUAUGAUGGAAUAUUACUCUGCCAUUAAAAUUAUGUUUACAAAGAGGA
Orcinus orca (killer whale) is the source of this 2654-nucleotide messenger RNA. It is a transcript of the gene CSAD, whose product is annotated as cysteine sulfinic acid decarboxylase. The record is from RefSeq and is a predicted model, not a curated record. The coding region runs from base 937 to 2418 and encodes 493 amino acids. Gene Ontology annotation, molecular function: pyridoxal phosphate binding; sulfinoalanine decarboxylase activity. Gene Ontology annotation, biological process: carboxylic acid metabolic process. The transcript is spliced from 15 exons. Gene Ontology annotation, cellular component: cytoplasm. NCBI's taxonomy places the organism in Eukaryota, Metazoa, Chordata, Mammalia, Artiodactyla, Delphinidae.